Molecule: messenger RNA, 945 nt
Organism: Suillus plorans
Lineage: Eukaryota; Fungi; Basidiomycota; Agaricomycetes; Boletales; Suillaceae
Product: ribosomal RNA-processing protein 7-domain-containing protein
Exons: 2
Coding region: 1-945 (314 amino acids)
Biological process (GO): rRNA processing; ribosomal small subunit assembly
Cellular component (GO): UTP-C complex; CURI complex
Molecular function (GO): nucleic acid binding
Source: RefSeq, a predicted model, not a curated record
AUGCCUGUCUUGCCGAAACGUCUAUCGGGUUUCACUGUCAUUCCAAUUGCAUAUCCGAGCUCAUCACAUUUCAUCUAUGCAAGAGCUCACACCCCUCCUAAAUCCAAAACGUUGAAAUCUAAAAAUGUUCUACCUGAAGGACGCACGCUGUUUCUAGUCAACGUACCACCAGAUGCGACAGAGCAUGAGCUCACACUACUAUUCAAAGAUUGUGGGACAGUAGAACGCGUCUUAUUUGACUUCAACUCUGCCGACGCUCCGGAAGAGUACGCAUCCGAUUCUGACGAGGAGAUGGACGAGGCUGCUGAAGAAUUCGAUACUGAAGCACGACCUCGCAAGAAAAGGAAGCUCCAAACUUCCGAGCCCACGCCUCCUAAAGUGAUAUCCCUCCCUUCUCCAUCCCUUCGCACGCUGCGCAAAACUGGGUCUUGUGCCCAUCUCAUAUUUCUCGAUUCUUCAUCUCUUGCAAAAGCGCUUUCGCCCCCUACGUCACCCAAACCAUGGCCAUCCUCGGAGGAGCCCCGUGGUCUCUCUCACUAUAUGGCAAAAUAUGAUAAUGAGCGGCCUCCGCUAGAUACUAUCAAAGCUCACGCAGACAGCUUUAUGGAAUGCUUCGAAUUCGACCUUUCAAAGAGUAAACAAGAGGCCAAGUACCGGAAAGGGGAAGCAAUCGUGGACGAGGACGGAUUCACACUAGUCACUAGAGGAGGUGCUUAUGGACAAACGCUUGGCGGAGGUGUGGGCGUUGCCAGCAAGAAGUUCAUGCUCACUGGGCAAAUUGGAGGUAGAAAAAAGAAGGACAAAAAGAAGGAGAAGGAUGCGUUCUAUGCCUUCCAGAAGGCUGAAAAACAACGGAAAGUUAUACUCGACAUGAAGAACAACUUCGAGGCGGACAAGCAACGCAUAGAAAAACUGAAGGAAUCACGGCGGUUCAAGCCUUAUUAA